AUGGCAAGAAAGAGAAAAUCUAGCGGUAAAAGGUCUCGGGCUGGCUGCAUUACCUGCAAGCUACGCCACGUCAAAUGUGACGAAACAAAGCCCAUAUGUCUCCAAUGUCAACAAUCCGAACACAAAUGCGAGGGCUACGACAACGCAUCUCAAGCUCAAUUACGCCGGAGAAUCGAAGCUGUCUAUAAUGUGUCGCGCAGGCCUCCCCUUAGUGGAGAUCAUCACAUUGUUCUCCGCCCCGAAACUCGAGAGGAGCGUCGGUGGGCGGAUUUCUUCCAUGCGAAGACGGCCGUGGCCUUUUCUGGAUUCUUUGACUCCGUGCUCUGGUCAUAUUUGAUUCCGCAGAUUAGCGAGGGAGAACCGACCAUUCGCCACGCCAUGGUAGCUAUCGGUGCUAUCCAUGCGCAGUAUCAAAUUGCGGCAGAUCGCACAAUGGCCGAUCCCUCAUCCACAAACGAGUUUGUUUUGCAGCAAUACAAUAAAGCGAUCCGGCAUUUGAUGGAUCGCAUGUCUACAGCUGGCAGCCAGGACUGGGAGCUAACAUUGACCACCUGUUGUCUUUUUGUUUGUUUGGAAAUCCUUCAGGCGAAUAAAACAGGAGCACUAGAUCACAUAGAUGCUGGGCUGAAGAUACUCUACCAACAUGAACAAAAACGGGGCGCAACAGGCCGCACCACAGAAUUGUAUAAGGAACUACGCCGGUUAUACUCCAAAUUCAAUUUGGAGGCUUCGUUCAUGGGUCGCUCCUUAUAUCCCUUGGAAACCCCGUCCCAGGAUGUUACAACUAGCGACGUGGUAUUAGCCAAUCUCUCUCACGCCAGGAGCUACCUCGACAACUUGAUGAACAAAGGGCUCGCAUUUAUCCGAUCUGUCGACCUGGAUAGAAAACCCCGAGACCCAGAGCUGCAACACAAAUUAGAGCUAGAACAGCAAAAGAUCUGUGAUGAGUUUGAUACCUGGCUAGUGGGCCUGAACAAGCUGAUCCAGAGGAUGGGCCCAUGGAUCCAGCAAAACGACCUACGUGCAUCGCUCAUUCUUAAGAUUUACUAUCACACCUCGUUGAUCUGGGUAAAAGCAGUUCUGGCACGCGAUGAAAACGUCUUCGAUCUUUACAUUUCAGACUUCGAUGCCGUCGUUGACUAUGCAGGAAGAGUAAUCCAGCUCACCGUAGAGAUUGACGAACGGACUAAUAACCAAUCAAUGUUCUGUCUUGAAGGCGAGGUUAUUGGACCCCUCUACUAUGCAGCAAUUAAAUGCCGCAACCCUGUCAUUCGACGAAAAGCCAUCGAUCUUCUUCUCCACUAUGGAAAGAUAGAGGGCAUGUGGAACGCGAAGCGAUAUGCAGCCGUAGCAAAUCUAGUGAUGGAGGUGGAGGAGAGUGCAUGUUCGGGAGUCAUAGAGAGUGAACGGGAUGUGGACCUCCAGGCUCGUGUUUACGACAGUCUUCAGCCUGAAGUGACGGAGAGAAACCCCUGCCAGGUCCUGUUGUUGUUCGAGCCGGAUGGGGUAGGCUCUGGUUUUCAGCAGCGCAUGGAAUUGGUGUAUUGGUAGAACUUGUAGAUACUAGUAACUUUUUGACACAUUCUAUUCUUAGAGUUUCUGCCCACAAC
Aspergillus caelatus is the source of this 1610-nucleotide messenger RNA. RefSeq names its product Zn(II)2Cys6 transcription factor. The record is from RefSeq and is a predicted model, not a curated record. The coding region runs from base 1 to 1551 and encodes 516 amino acids. NCBI's taxonomy places the organism in Eukaryota, Fungi, Ascomycota, Eurotiomycetes, Eurotiales, Aspergillaceae. The transcript has 2 exons. Gene Ontology annotation, molecular function: DNA-binding transcription factor activity, RNA polymerase II-specific; zinc ion binding. Gene Ontology annotation, biological process: regulation of DNA-templated transcription.